UUGUUCCUUUUUAUAAUCAUGUAAUGAUGGUAUAUAUAAAAUUCUUGGAGAAAAAAUGCAGAGAUGCGAAGCACGAUGGUAAAGACUGGGACUUUGACGCAACCGAUAUCGUCAAUAUAAUUGAUCCCAAAGAUGUGGACAGAAUAUAUAAUUACUUAAGUACAGCUGUCAAAGACUGGAAUAAAACUUCAAAAAGAAGGGUUGCAAAAAUUGAAAUGAUUGUAAAUAAAUUAGCACCCCUUAUAAAAAAAUUGAUUCAAGAUCUGCCUAACAUCAUUGGACUUGACAACCUUGCUAACAUUGCCAAAAAAAUGUUAGACAUCAUUGAGUCUCUUAAGGAUGAGUUUGGCGAAACGGGCGAAACGGUUCUAGUAGAUACCGUUGAAAUAGUACAUACGGCAAAAACGAAGGGUUUAUUAGCUGGGGCUAAGAAAUUGAUUGAAAAAGCUAGUAAAAUACCGGGAAACAUAGUAGAAACAGUAGAAACAGUAAUUGGGUAAAGAUUACGAUACCAUAAACUCUGUGUGGUUACACUAAAUACAUAAGUCC
Meloidogyne enterolobii is the source of this 549-nucleotide messenger RNA. The record is from the annotation of a GenBank genome assembly. NCBI's taxonomy places the organism in Eukaryota, Metazoa, Nematoda, Chromadorea, Rhabditida, Meloidogynidae.